AUGAGCCCAAUACCUACUCUUGAACUUAUAACAGAACAUCAGAGUUAUGAACCCAAAAAUAACAAAAGUCCAAUUCUCAACGAGCCCUUCGGAAACAAUGAAUCCCAAGGUAUUUUGUUUAAGUUUAUAGCGGUCCUAACAACCCUAAAUGCUUGUGAACAUCUACAAAUCUACCAUAACACUAGAAAGCUAAACUUUUGGUUUUAAAUCUGUAUAUUAUUAUACAUUAAACCCUGAAAUUUCAGGGAUAUUCCCAGCCGGAGCUCUCGAUGAGAAAAGCUUGGAUGCCAUGCCAGAUUUGGAUACGGUAACCACCACUACUGCAUCGUCGUACCUUCAAUCUCAGGUCUCUACUGCAGACACUCAAGUGGAUUUACAGAGACUUUACAAUCUAAGGUUGCAACAGCUUCACGCGCAAAAUGUUGCGAGAAAUAUGAUGAAUGCAAUCCCUGGAAGAAAGCAAUACAGCCAAGCAGAUUUGGAUGCAGCGGUGCAAGUAAGUAUAAGGUUGGAAAUAAAGGUCGAAUUUUAAGAAACCGAAAAAUAAUUUUGCAUUUAAAAAAAUUAAUAUGCGCCUCAGAAUCACCUGAUGCAAAAUUUUAAGACAAUUUUAGCCACUUUCGUUGUCAAAGACAUUGAGUAGUCGAGUUUGACUUCCACGGUGUUGUGCCGACCUGUAUGUUGACAUGUCUGUUUUCCAAAGUUCCUUGCCAUUUUUUCAAAGAACGUAAAACUCCAAAAUUCGUCUCUGAUCAACUUUCCCAUUCCAUGCCCGCCUACAGUAAUUAAACAUUCUUUCCUUAUUUGUCCCAAAAAUACCCAAAACCCCCGCGAUUUACGGUUUACACCCAUUCCAUUUCUCAAGACAUGUUCUGUAUUUUGUAGCGUCAUUUUAAAUAUUCAAAAUUGACAUUGGAGGUAGUAAUUUUUGACUUGUAGUGUUGAUGAGGAGGUAAUUAUUCAUUGGAUUUCCGAGAAAUGAUGGUUUAUAGUGAAACGAUUGCGCAACCUUUUAAAAUGGUGGUAUUGUGGAAACUUUUCGCAGUUUUUUGUAGGGUUUCUUUUUGAGAAUGUAAUUUUAUAUUUUAAAAAUUGGUUUUUGUAAAGGGGUUUUCUGUAAGACUGUGAGACCUCUGUACAACAAACAGCAAGGUUUUACGAAACUUCUUGUCAUGGUUACGUUACCUUUUCCUUUUUGUUCUCGAAUUACUUUGUGAAAUUGUUGAUUAUAGAUUGAUUUUCUUGCACCAGACUUUGUUGUAGAGGGGUGUCGGUAUAACGAAGACUAACAAGGGAAUGGACUUUAUGUGUAAAUCGAUUUUGGCUUGGGACCUAGUCAGAUCGAAAGGUGUAUGGUAGUCGAUUAUUCACUUGGGGGGAAAUCUCUGCGCGGGGCUUCAAAGCCGAGAAAAUCGGCUUCAAAGUUUGGACGAAAAUCAAAGGAUAGGGAUCCCAGAAAAGGCAGUGGCCGAGUGGUCAGUGCGCUCGCUUUUUGCGCAAAAGGUCGCAAGUUCGAAUCUGCUUCCAUUCAUAACUUUUUUAGACAAAAACUUCUAUUAUUUUUUCCCCUGAAAUCGAUUAUGGAUGCAAGAAGUAUAUUUUAAACGGAACUUUUCCAUUUUCAACGGCUUCGCACCUUCCCUUUACAGUUUUAGAGCGCAGGGCACACCAUCAACCUGAUGUAUUCAAAAACAACUUCCCAUUAUGUUAACUUUUUUUUCUAUACCCUUUUUUUAAAUGUACAGCCGGAUUAUCACGAAGAAAGCAAAAGUAAAAACGAUAAAUGAUUAUUUGAGCUUGGAAAUAUUCGAACCUGCAACCUUUUGCGCAAAAAGCGAGCGCACUGACCACUCGGCCACUGCUUCACACUUUUUGUUGCUCCUUUUCUGGGAUCCCUAUCCUUUGAUUUUCGUCCAAACUUUGAAGCCGAUUUUCUCGGCUUUGAAGCCCCGCGCAGAGAUUUCCCCCCAAGUGAAUAAUCGACUACCACACACCUUUCGAUCUGACUAGGUCCCAAGCCAAAAUCGAUUUACACAUAAAGUCCAUUCCCUUGUAAGCGAGGCAAGUUGCAUGCUAGAGAUUUGAGAACUCUCACUAUCUUACUCCAAAGAGAUCCAACGACACUUUUCUUUAGUAAAGUAUCAGUAAUCGUGCUUAUUAUAUUUUCAGUAACCCCGACAUAGCAGAUUACAAACUAUGUAUAAAAUUUUUCUGUUUGUCUGAUUUUUUGUAACAUAAUAUUCUAAUGUUUGGCAUUUAUCAACUGUAUUACCGUAGAAGUCACACAAAAUAAAUUUACGAUUCACAACUCCAGAAAUAACUUUCUCCACUUUUUUUGGCGGCCCAGAAGCCUCUUACGGUAGUGUCCAAAAAAUGAUUAACUCCCUAUUCGGGGCCGACAGAAACGUGAGCGCGGCCAGAAGCGCUGGAAACACCUGGAUCAGAGUGCUUUCCCGCAUCCCGCAUGCACGAAAGUUCAUUAAUAUUUGUGUUGUUUUCGGGGAGUGAAUACCGUAGAUGCCCCCACAGGUGUUAAUUAAUCGAGUCAUGGCCCAAAAAUUUUUCACAAAAAUUUUAAAUUUCCAUUUCAAAUUUUCAGGACAUACGCAGUGGCCGGAUCGGGACGAGACGAGCCUCCGUUGUGUACGGUAUCCCGCGCUCCACGUUGCGCAACAAGAUUUACAAAUUGGACGGCCUGAGUGGACGAAGAAGUGUCGAGGAGAGUAGCUGGUAAGGAUACUGUAGGGCGUUGAUACUGUAACGGGUUGUAAUGGAGGCCUAGAGAGCCAUAGCGGAAUUAAAGGAUCGUCGUUUAAUUAAAAAAGUUAGGGGUUAUUAGACAGCCAGAAACUUGAUCUUUUUUUCUUCAACAUUGAGAUGGGAAUUUCAGAUAUUUUCUUCCUUGAAAGGAAAUUAUUUCUAUGUUUCUACGGCCCUUUUUUACACUUCUCGUGAUUAUAAGUGGCAGUCGGGCCGGGCCGAAGCUGUCAGGAGAGCCCGGGGCUUUUUCAAAUCAACUCAGGCCCGGCCCGAUUACCACCUAUACUUGUGAUCUUUGUUCAAGUGUCUAUCGACUCAAGUAUGCGUUAUUGGUAGGCGGAUUUCACAGAUUCUCUUUCUGAUUCUUGCUUGUCAUGAAACACCGUUGAAUUGAGUCUUGAAAGCGCGAGCUAAAAGUUUCGCAAAACUUAGUUUUGUCUGGACAGAUGAUCUUUAAAAAACGGAAAAUCUUUGCUUUCACCUUUUCGAAGUGUUGUUUUUGGCAGUUUUUUUUAUGUUUUACAACGGUUGAAGAAAUUUAGUCUUUUUGCAUUGACUUCCCUGCUUUGGUCUUUAUUUCAGUGCAUAUUCUAUCUGCAAUUUGUUUUUUGACAUUCUCUUUUCACUCAAAGAUCACUAUUCUCCUCACAGUGCCCUAAUUUUCCGCAAAGUAUUAUGAAAGUAUGAACUUUGAAGGACCUGCUACCCAACCGGUAAAUUUGUUUUAAAAUUCUAGACUUCGUUGAGAAACAGUUCAAAGUAUCGUAGACUCAAUUUCUCAUUUUUAAACUUUUGUGAAAUAUUUAUUGAAACAGGAGGUGAGAGUUAGACAGUACUGAAACAGUAAUAAAAAUUCCCAAAAAAGAACGUAUAAAUCGUAUAUCAUGUAACUUUUUAGCACUGCAAUGCCGAUUCAAUAUACCGCGCAAACAACAAGUUCAACUAAUCCAACAAGUUCAGCGAUUUUAUCGAUGACUUCUCAGCCUCUCCGGUCACCUGCAGAGAUCAGCCAACUGUAUUAUAACCAACUUGUAAGACUUCAAACUACAGCUCCAUUACUGUCUGAGCAAACCAGCAGUCAAGCUGCUAUUGUACAAGGAUUAUUGUUACGCCAAAUUUAUGCGAGUAACAAGGCGUUCACUCGGAAUGGCAGUGUGCCAAACAUGAAUGUAACGUGUUCACAAAGGAGCUCUCCAAUGGAAAGAGAAACAAAGCCGACCAGGCCGAAGAGAGGGCAAUAUAGGUAAGAGGAAGGGAUCAUAGAUGUGUCAAACCUUAACGAAUUUACUAUAUAUUCACUAUACAUACAUACCACUUGUCAGAUCAAAAGGCUAGCGCUAAGAAUGCGAUGUACAGGUAAGGCAAUGCUCGGCACAAAUUAUCGCAAAGGAUUUUCAAGAUUUUUAAAGCCAUAGGAGAACUGACAACGUACGACCGAAAUUCCUUGAUUUUCCGGCAGCAAAUGUCGAUCAAUAUCUAUGCCGUUCCAAAAAAUUGCUUGAUUAUAUUUAUAUUUUUUAGCAUUGAGAAGCGUUUCCUAUAAGACCAGUAAAGAUAAUUAUGUUUUUAAAAAAAACGGUCCCUAUUCUUUAGCCUCUGUGUUGCAGGCGUUACGAAAAGAGCGCCCUGGAUCGAGCAGUCCAAGCCGUUCGAGCCGGUGAGAUGUCAGUCCAUCGUGCUGGAAGCUUCUUCGGCGUUCCCCAUUCAACCCUCGAAUACAAAGUCAAGGAGAGAGCGAGGAAGCCCGUUCAACAACAGAGCAAUUCCUUUGACAGUGACAAUUCUGAGACCCUUGGAUCGCCGUGUAACAUCUUCCCAACCAGUCCAUUUCUGAUGCCAAAUGUUACGAUGAUGGAUGCAAAUCGACUUCAAGCCUUGAACGACCAUUUUAAACGAGUGCUAAGUGCAAUGGCUCUGAACAAUAUGGGUGUAAUCGGGCAGAUUCAGUAG
This is a messenger RNA of Bursaphelenchus xylophilus (pine wood nematode), 4710 nucleotides long. NCBI's taxonomy places the organism in Eukaryota, Metazoa, Nematoda, Chromadorea, Rhabditida, Aphelenchoididae. The record is from the annotation of a GenBank genome assembly.